Rhinopithecus roxellana (golden snub-nosed monkey) is the source of this 6081-nucleotide messenger RNA. RefSeq names its product NEDD4 binding protein 3 (gene N4BP3). Gene Ontology annotation, cellular component: cytoplasmic vesicle. The coding region runs from base 364 to 1989 and encodes 541 amino acids. The transcript has 5 exons. The record is from RefSeq and is a predicted model, not a curated record. Lineage: Eukaryota; Metazoa; Chordata; Mammalia; Primates; Cercopithecidae.
GGUUGGCUCGCGGGCAGGCGGCCCCGCCCCCCACAUCCGGGGGCCGGGGCCGGGCUGUGGGCUCGCCGCGCGCGGGUGAGUCAGGCCGGGUUUUCCCUCCGCCUUUGGGGCAGGCGAUCGAGCGCCGCGGAGCGCGUCCGUCCCUCGCCAAUCCGGCUCCGGCGCCGGCGCCCGCCCGCCCGCGUUUUCCCGGCGCCUGCCGCUCCGCGGCUCCGACCCGGCUCGCAGUCCCGGCCCGAGCCGGCGCCUUGCAGGAGGGUUCAAAUCCGCGCGGGGGAGCUGCGACGCGCGAGGGCUGCAGAGCCGCGGGUCGGCGAGCGCGUCGCCAGCAUGAAGCAGCUGCCUGUGCCCUGUUGAAAAUUCAUGGCCACAGCCCCAGGCCCUGCUGGCAUUGCCAUGGGCAGCGUGGGCAGCCUGUUGGAGCGGCACGACUUGUCCCCUGAAGAGCUGCGGGCGGCCCUUGCCGGGUCUCAGGGCUCCCGCCAGCCUGAUGGGCUCCUCCGGAAGGGCUUGGGCCAUCGUGAGCUCUUCAGCUACCUGCACUUCCCCAAGAAGGACGGCAAGAGCACCAAGCGGGCCCCUCGGAACGAGCCUGCAGACUAUGCCACUCUCUACUACCGGGAACAUCCUCGCGCGGGUGACUUCAGCAAGACCUCGCUGCCAGAGCGGGGUCGCUUCGACAAGUGCCGCAUUCGCCCCUCGGUGUUCAAGCCUACAGCGGGCAACGGUAAAGGCUUCCUGUCCAUGCAGAGCCUGGCAGCCCACAAAGGCCAGAAGCUGUGGCGCAGCAAUGGCAGCCUGCACACGCUGGCCUGCCACCCGCCCCUGAGCCCCGGGCCCCGGGCCAGCCAGGCCCGGGCACAGCUGCUGCACGCCCUCAGCCUAGACGAGGGCGGCCCUGAGCCCGAGCCCAGCCUGUCCGACUCCUCCAGUGGGGGUAGUUUUGGUCGCAGUCCUGGUACUGGCCCUGGCCCCUUCAGCUCUUCCCUUGGCCACCUUAACCACCUCGGGGGCUCCCUGGACCGGGCCUCUCGAGGACCCAAGGAGGCUGGGCCACCAGCUGUGCUGAGCUGCCUGCCCGAGCCACCACCCCCCUACGAGUUCUCCUGCUCCUCGGCCGAGGAGAUGGGAGCCGUGCUGCCCGAGACCUGCGAGGAGCUCAAGAGGGGCCUUGGCAAUGAGGACGGCUCCAACCCCUUCACGCAGGUGCUGGAGGAGCGCCAGCGGCUGUGGCUGGCUGAGCUGAAGCGGCUGUAUGUGGAGCGGCUGCACGAGGUGACCCAGAAGGCUGAGCGCAGCGAGCGCAACCUCCAGCUGCAGUUGUUUAUGGCUCAACAGGAGCAGCGGCGCCUGCGCAAGGAGCUGUGCGCUCAGCAGGGCCUGGCUCCAGAGCCUCGGGCCCCCGGCACCCUCCCAGAGGCUGACCCCAGUGCACGACCAGAGGAGGAAGCCCGAUGGGAGGUGUGCCAGAAGACAGCAGAGAUUAGCCUCUUGAAGCAGCAGCUGCGUGAGGCCCAGGCGGAACUGGCCCAGAAGCUGGCGGAGAUCUUCAGUCUGAAGACACAACUUCGGGGCAGCAGGGCACAAGCCCAGGCUCAGGACGCAGAGCUGGUCCGGCUGCGCCAGGCUGUGCGCAGCCUGCAGGAGCAGGCCCCUCGGGAGGAAGCCCCAGGCAGCUGUGAGACUGAUGACUGCAAGAGCAGGGGCCUGUUGGGGGAGGCAGGAGGCAGCGAGGCCAGGGACGGUGCUGAGCAGCUGCGGGCUGAGCUGCUGCAGGAGCGACUUCGGGGCCAGGAGCAGGCGCUGCGCUUCGAGCAGGAGCGGCGGACUUGGCAGGAGGAGAAGGAGCGCGUACUGCGCUACCAGCGGGAGAUCCAGGGGGGCUACAUGGACAUGUACCGCCGCAACCAGGCACUGGAGCAGGAACUGCGGGCACUGCGGGAGCCCCCCACGCCCUGGAGUCCCCGGCUGGAGUCCUCCAAGAUCUGAGGCCAGCAGAGUGAGCUGACAGCAGAAACACUGUCAGAAGGUGCCCUGAGACGGCCGGCUCAGCCUUCCCUUGCACUGAUUGGGGUGGAACCUGCAGAGGCCAGGCCAGGGCUGGGGAGGCGCAAGGAGAGGAGGGAUCCAGUGGGGCCGUGGGCUGGGUAGGGUGCCUUGGCAGGAGCCAGGACAAGGCCCUCCUGGCAGAGGAGCACCUAGGAAGGGCCCGGCCCUGCUUCCUGGAGUGGAUGUGGCCCAGAGAAGGAGGCUGGGGGAUCACCAGCUCCAAGGUCCCGAAGGGCAGGUCAAAGGGAGGCUGAAGACCUGGACUGGGGCCUUCCUCCAUGGAAGGAUGCUGGGGUGGGAACAUUAGCCUCCCCCAGAAUAAAACCACCGUUUUCUACCAGAGGCUCAGAAUACGCUGAGCCUGUCCCUGACCUGAGACCAGAGGAUGAUGGAUGGUCAGGAUUGAGGCUGCUGACCUGGGCAGCAGCUCCUCCCAUGGCCCGUGGUCAGUGGAAGGGUGUGCCCCGCACCUGUCUUCGUGGCCACUGGGCAUGUAUGUUGUGAGCAGAGGAAUCCUACUCCUUGCCUCAGCCCCACACAGUUCCUUAGCUGCCGUGUGGGCUGAAAUUCCUUUCUUUAGCACCAGUGGAUUUUUCAGAAGGAACAGUAUCAGGGAAUACCAAGAAAACAAAGGGCAAGUCAACCAGGGCGUUGUGAGAACAUGAAAUGUCUUCCUGGUGGGAAGGCUGGGCCCCAGGAGUAUCCACAGGCUCAGGCCCCGCCCCUCCCAGAACCCACCUCCUGUCUCCCUCCCUCCAUAGGAGUGGGGGGCCCUAGAAGUGGAGGGGCCAGGAAGAACAGUAUCCUUCCCGGCCCCUUGCUCUGCCUCAUUCCCUGUUCGUAGGAAGGUGCAGGAGAAGAGGUGGGCAAGCUUAUGGGUUUCUUGGUAAAGAACCUUUACCACAGCAAGGAACGGAAACAUUUCCCCAUCAGCAGUGGGGCUCUGGGGCAUUGUUAAGUAGGGGUGAAAUAUGAUUCAUUUGCAUUCUGGAAAGCUCUCCAGGAGAAAGCAUUCCCCACCCCGCCUUGCCUCUGUCCUGCACCAGGCUCUAGGAUGGUCAGUCCUCCCAGAUCCCUGCUGUCAGCUGAGGCUGGUCCCUAAAACCCACACUUGCCUCUGGCCUCUCACAGGCCUGACUUGCCCUCUGGGCCUUUGCUUCCCCGCUGGGUGCCUGGCCUGGAACACAGGUUCAGUCUGGCUGUGUGAGUGGCGUCUCUCCCUUUCUUAGAGGGAAGGAAGCUCAGCUUCCUUACACACUCGUCGUUGGACCGGCUGCCAGGCAUUGCGUGCUCACUGUGCGCCAGGGGCUGUGUUGGGACCUUGUGAAUGUGGGGGCACAGGCUGAAUUAGAUGAGCUCCUACCCCAGGGGGACCUGCACACUGAUGUCAGCUCACCAGUCCCUUCCCUGACAGGGCAGCUCAGGGAACUUCGGAGAAGUUGUCUGCAGACAGCUGCAGAUCACUCCCUUUGGCUACCCUGGUCAUGCCUGGCAGCCCCUCAGGGCCCACAGGUGGGUCUUGGUUAUGAAGUGGAGUUAGUGCACAUGGAUGUCGGGGGAUGGGUGUGAGGCAUGAGCUGGGAGACCCCGCCUUUUCAGGGCAGAGAGUGAGGGGUGUGCACUACCUGCUGUGGCGAUGGUGUGUUUAUGGCCAUGUAAGUGGCAGGUGUGUGUAAAGAUGUGCUUGUGGGUGGUGGGUGUGUCCAAGGGGGUGUGUUUGGGAGCCUGGCCUCCAAAAGCCAGUGUCUGGGUUGGAGACAGUGCAGGCCCCUUCUUGGCCCCACCCUCUACCCCAUUCCUUCCUGUUGGCCCCAGCUUGUCUUGGCACUGGCCAGGCUGGGGUGGAGCCUGUGAUCCAGACAGAUCCCCUAGGCCUAUCUGAGACCCAUGCAGGCCCACACCUGAGCUCCUGUCUGCCUGAGGAGGGAAAGGGGGAGUGCCUAGGUCAGGCAGGCCAAUCCUCUACACACACCCCUGGUACCCAUUCCCAUUUCACAAACUUCUCCAAACCCCAAACGGAAAUUUCUGAGACAGUGGCCCCUCCAGAGGGCCCCUCAGAGCCAGGUGCUGGCCAGAUGCCUUGAUCACAGCCUCCGUGGCCAGGGGCCCAUCAGGCCAGGUGCCCACACACCUGGUGUCAGGGUCCACCUUGGUAUUCCAGCUCUGCAGAACAGUUCCCCACCCAGCAAUUAGGGAGCUGGGCUGGCCAGUACAGCCAGUGGGGAGUGGGUGGGAGGUACCAAAACUUGGCAGGUGUGCCAGAAACCAAAGCCAGGCCCAGAUGUAGGGGGAGGGCACAAGAGCUGAACCUGAACCUGGGGCGUCUCGGAGCUGGAUCCCCGUCAGCUCAUCCAGGCUGGACAAACCAGUUCCUGGGUCUCCCAGCCGGCUGGGUGGCGCUGGGGCCAACCGACCACAGGUGUCACUGAUCACAGGUGUCACUGUAGUGGCUAACACCUCGGGGCAGCCCCUCCCUCCUGCUGGUGGGGCCUCAGCUUCCCAGCUGCCUUGGCUUACCCUUCCCUGCAGCCCCUCCCCAGCGGGCUUGGUCUGGGCAGCCAGCUCUGCAGAGGGUGGCUGCCUUCUGGUGCUGGACUCCCUGCCUCUGGGGCCUCCAGUCCUUCACUCAGUGUCAUCCCUUCCAGCAGCUCCCUGGGCCCCUUGGUCCAUCCCUUGAGGCUUCUGACACACUAGUGGCCUCUAGUCACUGAUAGUGGUGCCUCCUUCUUACCUUGGAGCCCUCUGAGCCCUCAUCCUGCAGGCAGAGCCCCUCGGUGCUCUGAGAAACCUUCCCUGAACUCACCACCUCCCCUGCCUGGGCACUCCCUUCUCCCUGCGCCCACAGCCCCCAUGCCUCUCCGUCAGCGCUUGCCAUGCUGCUGUAAUUGUUGGUUUGCCUCGUCUCCUUGGAGCUAUGGGCAUUGCCAGGGUAGGGUGGUAUCUUCUCUGCAACUCCCGAAGGCACUGGUGGGAUGUGGAGUCAGGAGCAGCCAGAGCCCACCAUACUAGAAUGGAUUUGAGCUUGGGGUGGGCUGGAUGGGGAAGAGACUUACUCCGAAUGUUCGUUCAACAUCCGUGGGCACCAGGUCUGUGGCAAGCACAGGGACUCCAGGGCCAGCUGCCAUUCGUUCCAGUGAUGUAUUCGGGGCCUUCUCAGGUGAGGAAGUCAAGCUGGCCAAGGCCCUCUGUCUCCUGCCCUAAUGGGACUUAGCUGUGGGUGGGGGAGGGAGGCCGUUCCAAAUAGCGACUGGGGCCAGGCAGGAGGAAAGGAGAACAGAGGAGAAUCCAGAAGUGCUCAGACAGAACUAGGGACAACAGAGGGGCCUCCAUGGUGGCAAGUGGGUCAGCAGAGCAUGGAGCAGGCAGAGGAAGCCUAUCUGGGAGGCUGGGUGCAUUUCUCUGAGACUAAGGGUAUGUGGGUGUUGGGGUUUCUGCAAAGAGGGUGCAGACCCUGCAGUGACGGUUCAGAUAUUGAUAACCCAUCCCCCUUGGCGGGUCGGGGCUUAGGCAUCCAUAUUGGAUUCAGAAAAGAACAAGAAUGAUGCUUCUUGCAACAAAACAAAAGUGAUUAUGUCACGAGAGGAGAGGCUGGAGGGCCACAGGAGUUCCCAGCUGGCUCACUCAUCCGUCCAGGAGGUGGGGUCUCAUGGUUUCAUUUUGCUCUGGGCCUACUUAGAGUUUUGAUAAAUGCAGAGUUAUAUAACGAACCGACAAUGAAGAUAUAGAAUAGUUCUGUCACCCCCCAGCAUUCUCCCGUGGCCCUCUAGUCCACCCCCUUGCCCCACCCCAGCUCCUGGCAACCACUGAUCUGCUUUCACAAUAACCGUAUGGGUUUUUUUAUCUUUCCUUUUUUGUGAGCAGUGUUUAAUUCCUUUGCUCUAAUAUGUAAUAUUAGAACAUAUUACAAAGUAGCAAGAAAAAUACGACAUUGGUGUAAAAAUAAUCUACACCUCACAGAAAGAAUGAAGAGCCAGAAAUAGAUGCUAUUCUGUAGAAAAUCUUACACAAUAAAGGACUUCAAAACACGGGUAA